AAGGAUUUAGGUUACAUUAUAAAAUGUCGGAUCAUGCUCUUCAAAGAUAUACUACACAUACUACCACGGAUGGAAAGAUGUUUUCAUCAGAAUCUUGUUCAUGGUUUUUCCGAAAAUGCUACACGGUAUUAUAUAAAAGUGUAUCCUGGGAUAUUGCACAAACUGAAUGUCUUAAUGAAAAUAAACAUCUUGUGACUAUUGCGUCGAAAAAAGAAAUGAAUUACGUCCAAUACUUACUUCGAAGUUUGUUGUAUAUGCAAAAAAUAGGCGCUGAUGAAAGAAAACUUCAUGGAGCACACAUUGGUUUAAGACGUGUAAAGGACAGACAAAUGAGAAUGAAUUUCAUAUGGGUAAAUAACAAUAACGUGACCUUCAGCGAUUGGAAAAGAAGGCAACCUUCAACUGGGGAUUGUACUCGUACCUCAUUCGAGUAUUUUAACACCGAAGAGAAUUGGGAAACAGAAGAUUGUUAUAAUAAUUUGGUCGAAUUUUACAUCUGUGAAAACACCUUUUUAGUGAACACAACUAAACGUGAUAUCAUGGAGCAAGAUGUGUGUAAAAUGUUUGUUAAGAAAGACCUUUUGACAUCACCAUACUCCGGUAAAACUUGUCAGAAUUGGUUGUAUCUAUCUGACAAUGCCAAAAGUGAUUUUGACAACAACUUUUCCUCAUUAAGAGACACUUUAGAAAAUACAACUGUGUGUAAGGAUCCGUCUGGACAAGGUGUUUUAUGGUGCUUUGUUAGUAACUUUGACAAACCAGUGCGGGAACCGUGCUUUUUGCAUCUCGAAGAUAACCUAUCUAUGCCCGAAAAGAGGGUACCAGAGACAAAAUGCGCCGAUGGAUCUUCAAUACCUAAAAUAAAUUGGUGUGAUAGGACCUUUGACUGCAUAGACUUUACGGAUGAAUUGUCAUGUCAGAACAGACUUAAAGAUCAUGAUCUCGCAAUUAUUGGCAAGGCAAUGAUGCAAUCUAAUUUACCCAAACGACUCAAACCCGAGGCAUAUUUCACCUGUGAACAUAGCAAAGAGUGGAUAUCUACAUUAGCAAAAUGUGAUAACGUCAUAGAUUGUCUUGAUGCUUCAGACGAAGUCAAUUGUUUUAACGGUAAUAUUGGAUGUGAUGACAACGAAUUUUCUUGUGAUGGCGGACAUUGUAUAAAAUUUAGUCACGUAUGCGAUUUUAUAUCCGACUGUGCGGACGGUACAGAUGAAAAAUGUGAUUUCCAAAAGUGUGAUGAAAAUGAAUUUCGUUGUAACAAUGAACAGUGUAUUCCAUCAGAAAAUCGAUGCAAUUCUAAACCUGACUGUUUGGAUAAAAGCGAUGAAGAAAACUGUGAGUCUUGCACAAAUUCAUUUCUGUGUUCUGGUGAUUACAAAUGUAUCCCUCUUCGUCUGACGUGUGAUCUCUACCCUGACUGUACGGACAGCAGUGAUGAAUUAACUUGCCGUAGUAAAAUUCCAACAUCUGCUGAUUUAAGGAAUGAAUAUGUUUCUCUGGUAGAUUCGAAAGGUGAGCAAAAUUCAUAUAUCAAGUUAUUAUGUACUCAAAAUCAUCUUAUUUUCGUCUUUUGUUUUUGUUGUUUAGAAAGUGCUCAGAACAUUGAAGACAAAAGCAUGAAUAAACUUCAUAGUAUCUUUUAUAAUGGAAUUUGAGAACUAAACAUCCUA
Molecule: messenger RNA, 1670 nt
Organism: Ruditapes philippinarum (Manila clam)
Lineage: Eukaryota; Metazoa; Mollusca; Bivalvia; Venerida; Veneridae
Product: low-density lipoprotein receptor-related protein 2-like
Exons: 10
Coding region: 24-1655 (543 amino acids)
Cellular component (GO): plasma membrane
Molecular function (GO): protein binding
Source: RefSeq, a predicted model, not a curated record